AUGAAUGGAGAUAAUUCACCUAAAAUUGAUCAUAUGAAUAUUGUUGAUUCUAAUAAUUUGAUACCAAAUUCAUCGAGUUAUCAAGAGUCAAAGAGCAUAAAUGGGAAUAACGAUGGAGAUGAUGUAAAUGUCAAAAGAGAGAACACCAAACAACAACGAAAAAGAAAAAAGAAGGUCGAAAUUGCUUGUGUGUACUGUCGAAGGUCACAUAUGAUUUGUGAUGAUUCUCGACCCUGUCAACGUUGUAUUAAGAGAGGGAUAGGGCAUCUUUGUUAUGAUGAGCCUUCAAAUUCAAGGCAGAGAAAGAAAGCGGCAGCAUUAAAGCAACAUGGAGGUGUCGGGUCACCUCCUGCUUAUCCAAGUGAAGGAUUGUUAACAAACUCUGAAGGUGAGAACAUAUCUGAUGAAAUGCGAGGAAAAGAUCAACGUAUGAUGCCUGCAAUGAGCCAAGUAACCCAACAAAAGCCGAAUGGCUCUGUAUUAUCUCAAACAUUACCUUAUAAUCAAGAACCUUUUUUUUACUCUGAGCACGCAGGAAGUGAAUUCAGCUCCUUGAAUGAUUUUUUAUCCAUGAUUGAUGAUCCUGAAUUAGUGAACGGUGCUUUAAACGAUGAUAGCAGUCAAGCAGACGUUAUGCUUAACUUUGGUUUUUCUCAAAAUAAUGGUUCUGGAAAUGGUGUUAGUAAUGUCAGCUUAGUGGGAGACUCCGGGAAAGGUGCAAACGUAUCUAAUAUGCUCUCCUUUUCACCACAAGCCAAUAUAUUUCCUCAAUCGUUUCCAAACGAAACUGAAAUUGCCCAGCUUCCCACUCGACUGCCAAGUCAAAAGAAUCAUUUUAAUAAUAACUCUUAUAAGACCGAAAACCUGAACCUGAACUUGAAUGUUGGUUCCAAUGCCCUGUCACGGCCCGUAAUAUCAGAUUCUGCCAGAGACAAGUUUUUUUUAACAGCAGCUGAUCCAACCACAGAAAUUUCUCCGGAAGAGAGGUUGAAGCAAGUAAUAAAGGCCAAAUUAGAGGCAGGUUUGCUACAACCUUACAAUUAUGCAAAAGGAUACGCUAGAUUACAAAGUUAUAUGGAUAAUUAUAUGAAUUUGUCUAGUAGACAAAGGAUUUUGAAACCUUUAUCGAUAUUUCGUCCUGCUUUCCGCGCAAUUGCAAGAACCUUGAAAGAUGUUGAUUUAGUUCUAGUGGAGGAAAGCUUUGAGAGGAUGCUUUUAGAUUACGAUAGAGUAUUUACCUCUAUGGCCAUACCUGCAUGCCUUUGGCGGCGUACAGGUGAAAUUUAUAGAGGAAACAAGGAAUUCGCAUCUUUAGUUGGAGUAAUUACUGAUGACUUGAAAGAUGGGAAGUUGGCAAUAUAUGAAUUGAUGAGUGAAGAAAGCGCCGUCAACUUCUGGGAAAAAUACGGCGCGAUCGCGUUUGACAAAGGACAAAAAGCCGUACUUACGAGCUGUAACUUGAGGACGAAGGAUGGAACAAAAAGGAAAAGUUGUUGCUUUAGUUUUACAAUUCGCCGAGAUAGAUACAACAUUCCUAGCUGUAUCGUUGGUAACUUCAUUCCUAUUGAUCCUUCCUAA
Priceomyces carsonii is the source of this 1578-nucleotide messenger RNA. It is a transcript of the gene CWT1, whose product is annotated as Cwt1p. NCBI's taxonomy places the organism in Eukaryota, Fungi, Ascomycota, Pichiomycetes, Serinales, Debaryomycetaceae. Gene Ontology annotation, biological process: regulation of DNA-templated transcription. The record is from RefSeq and is a predicted model, not a curated record. Gene Ontology annotation, molecular function: RNA polymerase II transcription regulatory region sequence-specific DNA binding; zinc ion binding; DNA-binding transcription factor activity, RNA polymerase II-specific. Gene Ontology annotation, cellular component: nucleus. The coding region runs from base 1 to 1578 and encodes 525 amino acids. The transcript has a single exon.